GUAUACCUCACACAACCUAUUAUGAGAUGAUCAACUCAUUCAAUUUAUAGCCUAUAUAUAAAACUUUUUUUCCAUAUCUUCUUUUUCAUUAGUUGUUGGCUUUUGUUUUUUAGUUUUCUUUUUUUCUCUAUAAAUCCCUUGAGACAGUGAUCACAUUCAAAACAAACUCUCCUUUUAGUACAAGCCUCUUUCUACUUAUUAAUAAAUCUAGGUUACUUUCUCAAUAUUGCCAAGCCUCGAAAAAGCUGCGAUUUCUUUUCCUCACUUUGAUAUUGUUCAUUCAUCAUCACUCCCCUCUAUAUAAACCCAAACCCUUCCUUCACUUCUUUCACUUCUAUCUCACUAGUACUCUUUCACUUCCAAUCAAACUUUUUUAUUCUUCUUUCUACUGAGAAAUGGGUGAAGAAAUUUUGAGUAGUGCGGUGGUUGUUAGUGUGAGAGAGUUUGAUCCAAAUAAAGAUAGAGAAAGUGUUGAAGCCGUUGAAAAAAUAUGUGAAGUUGGUCCCAGUGGAAAACUUUCUCUCUUCACCGACUUGCACGGUGACCCUAUUUGCAGGGUCCGCAACUCACCAACUUACCUUAUGCUGAUAGCUGAAGUAGGCAAUGAGACAGUCGGAAUGAUACGAGGUUGCAUCAAAACCGUUACAUGCGGAAAGAAGAUCAUAAGACAAACGAAGAACACGAAGAGCUCUGAAUCAAAUUCCAAUCAUGUCCCUGUGUUUACGAAACUCGCGUACGUGUUAGGCCUCCGAGUUUCGCCGAAUCACAGAAGAAUGGGGGUAGGGUUGAAACUGGUACAAAAAAUGGAAGAAUGGUUCAGAGAGAAUGGUGCUGAGUAUUCAUACAUGGCAACGGAAAACGACAACGUUGCAUCAGUAAAACUUUUCACCGACAAAUGCGGUUACGCAAAGUUUCGUACACCGUCAAUCCUCGUGAACCCCGUUUUCGCGCACCGUGUAAAAACGUCGUCGUCGAAGGUAACCAUUAUGAAGCUUACACCAAACGACGCCGAAUCGAUUUACCGUAACAAAUUCUCCACCACCGAGUUUUUUCCUCGUGACAUUGAUUCUGUUUUGAAAAACAAACUCACUCUCGGAACUUUUCUCGCUGUUCCGUCUGAUGGAAACUAUGGGCCUGAUAAUUGGGCCGGGCCGGAAGCAUUUUUAAUGGAUCCACCGGGUUCAUGGGCUUUAGUCAGUGUUUGGAACUGUAAAGACUUGUUUACCCUUGAAGUGAAAGGCGCGUCGCGCGUGAGACGCGUGUUGGCUAAAACAACUCGCGUGAUAGACAAGGCUUUUCCGUGGCUACGGUUACCUUCGAUUCCGAACUUUUUUGAACCGUUUGGGUUUCAUUUAAUGUAUGGAAUUGGUGGGGAAGGUCCUGAAGCAUUGAAGAUGGUGAAAUCAUUGUGUGGUUUUGCUCAUAAUCUUGCUUUGGAAAAUGGUUGUAGUGCGGUUGCUACGGAGGUUUCUAGCUGCGAGCCUCUUCGGUUUGCGAUUCCUCACUGGAAGGUUUUGUCUUGCGAAGAGGAUUUGUGGUGUAUUAAGAGACUUGGGGAAGAUUAUAGUGAUGGUUCUGUUGGUGAUUGGACUAAAUCGCCACCUGGAUUUUCCAUUUUUGUUGAUCCUAGAGAGUUUUAAGGUUUAAGUUCUAACUUAACUAGAAAUUAGAUGAACCAAAUAGUUUUUCUUUUAGAACAAAAAAAGUGGGAAAAAUCAUGAAAGUUUAGAUUUUCUUUUUUUAGUUGUAGCGAGGGACAUGUGAUUUCAUUUCAUGUCAUGUCAUAUCAGUAAUGAGAGAUGUGCAUUUUGAUUGUAAAGGAACAAGAAUAGUAUAUCCCUCUUUUUAA
Molecule: messenger RNA, 1849 nt
Organism: Lathyrus oleraceus (garden pea)
Lineage: Eukaryota; Viridiplantae; Streptophyta; Magnoliopsida; Fabales; Fabaceae
Product: probable N-acetyltransferase HLS1
Exons: 2
Coding region: 396-1640 (414 amino acids)
Molecular function (GO): acyltransferase activity, transferring groups other than amino-acyl groups
Source: RefSeq, a predicted model, not a curated record